Schistocerca cancellata (South American locust) is the source of this 3441-nucleotide messenger RNA. It is a transcript of the gene uex, whose product is annotated as unextended protein. Gene Ontology annotation, molecular function: transmembrane transporter activity. The transcript is spliced from 13 exons. Gene Ontology annotation, cellular component: plasma membrane. The record is from RefSeq and is a predicted model, not a curated record. NCBI's taxonomy places the organism in Eukaryota, Metazoa, Arthropoda, Insecta, Orthoptera, Acrididae. Gene Ontology annotation, biological process: transport; magnesium ion homeostasis. Bases 2 to 2983 code for a protein of 993 amino acids.
UAUGGCGCCGCGGAGCUGUCGCACGGCAGCGCGUGUGUUGUGUAUUUUAGCGUUUCUGUGCCUGGGCCGAGUGAGCGUGUGCGCGCGACACGAACCCGCCCUCGAACGCGUCCACCUGCAAAAUGUCGCGCUCGCCCCGGCGGGGGACGCCGGCGAGAUCUCGCUGCAGCUGCGGCUGCUGGUGCGAGGCACCCACCUGGACGAGCGCGGCGACUUGGAGUUCAGGGCGACCCCGCGCCGCAGCGGCGAAGCCGACGAGUGCCUGCAGGCGGACCGGGCCGCCGCUUCGGUGUUUCGCGACCGCGGGGGCAACGCCACGGUUACCGGUCUGACCGUCGUCGUGCCGGCGGCGGCGGCGCCGGCCUACGCUAGGAUAUUCCUCUGUCUGAAGACGAGCAGGCGGCGGCCCUGCGGGGCCGACGAGUCCGACAACAGCUGUGCGGAGGAGCGGGGCGAUGCGCAGUGGGUGCACCAGCCGGACGGCGUUUUCGUCGAUCUGCCGAAGGACGCCUUGCGGCGCGCGGAAACUGCUGCUGCUGCUGAUGGGUGGGUGGUGCGGCGGCAGCGGCGCAACGUCAGCCUGCCGGAGUCCCGGCUGCAGCCGGCGACGGUGUCGCCUCUGGCGGCGGAGGCCUCCGCCCCGGGACUGUCGCGGGCGCAGGAGGUGCGGCUGCAGACGGCCGGCUCCGCCGAGGGCGACGUCGUGGCGUCGGUGGUGUCGCUGCGCAUCGAGGCGGAGAAGGUGGAGGUGGAGGAAGGCCGCAUGCAGGUGCUGGCCGACUCCGAGGUGCGGCUGCGCCUGUUCGGCGUCGCGCUGCGCCCCGGCACCAACAUGACGUUCACGCGCGUGGCCGCCGCGCGCGGCGCGCCCUGCAGCUUCCCGCAGCCGGAGGUCUUCACGAUCAACCAGGUGUCGGAGGCCGGCACCUCGGCUGAGGCGGUGGUGACGGUGCCGUCCGUGGUGGGCACGUACUACCUGUGCAUGGAGAUCGGCGACGGCCCCGCGUUCGUGCACCAGGGCGAGGAGCCGUGGGUGUCGCUCAGCGUGCACACGCCGCUGCUUCCCGUCUGGCUGUCCAUCAUCGUCAUCUGCGUCUGCCUCGUCUUCUCGGCGCUCUUCUCCGGCCUCAACCUCGGCCUCAUGUCCAUGGACCAGACCGACCUCAAGAUCAUCUGCAACACGGGCACGCCCACUGAGAAGAGGUAUGCGCGCGCCAUCAUGCCCGUGCGCAAGAUGGGCAACUACCUGCUGUGCUCGAUCCUGCUGGGGAACGUGCUCGUGAACUCGACGCUGACGAUCGUGAUGGACGAGCUGACGUCGGGCCUCGUGGCCGUGAUCGGCUCCACGAUGGCCAUCGUCAUCUUCGGCGAGAUCACGCCCCAGGCCAUCUGCUCCAGGCACGGGCUGGCCGUCGGCGCCAAGACCAUCUACGUCACCAAGCUCAUCAUGGGCCUCACCUUCCCGCUCUCCUAUCCCAUCAGCCGCGUGCUCGACUUCUUGCUCGGCGUCGAGAUCGGGAACGUCUACAACCGUGAGAGGCUCAAGGAAUUGGUGAGGCUUACCACAGAAUACAAUGAUCUGGAGAAAGAUGAAGUUAACAUCAUUUCUGGUGCCCUGGAACUACGGAAAAAAACUGUUUUUGAUGUAAUGACAAAGCUUGAAGAUGUCUUUAUGCUGGAUUAUGAAGCCAUAUUGGACUUUGAGACAGUCUCUGAGAUAAUGAAACAAGGAUACUCCAGGAUACCAGUUUAUCAAGGAAGUCGUAGCAACAUUGUGACUGUCUUAUACAUUAAAGAUCUAGCAUUCGUUGAUCCUGAUGAUAACACUCCAUUAAAGACACUCUGCAAAUUCUAUCAGAAUCCAUGUAAUUUUGUAUUUGAAGAUACUACCCUCGAUGUCAUGUUCAAGCAGUUCAAAGAAGGAAUAAAAGGACACAUGGCAUUUGUUCAUAGAGUCAAUUCAGAAGGUGAAGGAGAUCCAUUUUAUGAGACAAUUGGGCUUGUGACAUUGGAGGAUGUCAUUGAGGAACUUAUCCAGUCAGAAAUUGUUGAUGAAACAGAUGUUUGGAUGGACAACAGAUCAAAACGCCGCAGGGUUAAGUCAACAAAACAAGACUUCACUAUCUUCGCCGAGCGUCGAGAGGCACAAAAGAUUCACAUCUCACCACAACUAACAUUAGCAACCUUCCAGUACCUGAGCACAACUGUUGAUGCCUUCAAACCAGAAACAAUAUCUGAAACAAUUUUAAGAAGACUGCUCAAACAGGAUAUUAUUUAUCAUGUCAAAGUUAAAAAUAAAGAAAAAGCACGCAAUGAUCCUCAGACAAUAAUAUACUCUCAGGGUAAACCAGUGGACUAUUUUGUUCUAAUAUUAGAAGGCCGUGUUGAAGUGACAGUUGGGCAGGAAAGCAUGGUAUUUGAAAGUGGACCAUUUACGUAUUUCGGCACUCAAGCUCUUGCACAAAAUGUUGGAGUUGUAGACUCUCCAACAACACAAAAUCCACAGAAUAUUGGUUCUAUUCAGUCAGUGAAUCUGGACAGCAUGUUGCGCCAUUCAUUUAUACCAGAUUACACAGUUAGAGCAAUUACAGAUGUUUUCUACAUGCGCCUGAAGCGCUCACUUUAUUUGGCUGCUAAGCGUGCCACACUAAUGGAACGUGAUAAGACUGAGAGACAGUCUGAAGAUCAUUUUGAUGAUGAAGUGGAGAAGCUGCUUCACUCUCUGGAUGAAGAUGACAAAAGCCAGGGACCAAUGGACUCUCCUGUAUCUAAUUAUUACUCACAGACCGAUAAAAGCCUGCUGCAGCAAUACAUAGCAGAAGCAGAACGUCGCAGGUCAACAGGCAACACACCUGCCCGCAGUCCUCCAAAUGGUAGUGCAAAGCCUGUGGAAGAAGUGGAAGGUGAAGUAGCAGUAGAAGGAGAGGAACAUGCUGUGCUGCUGCCAGAUUCUUCUUCUAAACCUAACUGCCCAGAGUGCUAGCACUUGCCCAAAGGCAGCCCACAAGAAGAGGCUGCCACUCAAACUAAGGUGCACGAGUAUGAGGGGGGCUUGUGAAUCCAGUAAAGAGUAUUGUCGUAAACUAUCGAGAGUCCUCAUCAUGCAAGUUCAUAUUUCCAGCACAAAUUAUGAUAUUCUAUCAGUCCAUUGCAUUAAUAUUGCAUCUGAUAGUUCAGUAAUUUGAUUUGCUAUUAUUGUGGGGUAAGUGUGGAUGAUUUGUGUCAUUUCAUUUAAUGUGUAUUUGUGGCAUUUCAGCUUGUUUGUCCUCCAGUUGUCCUACUUCAGCGGUCCUGAUGCAGUGUAUGAAACUAACCAGAACAUUGCCAUGUGUGACACUUUAUAAUCUUUUGGUCAUUAAAUUAUUUAAUUCAUUUACAUUUAGUUAAGGCUCAUUUGUUUUUAUUAGUUGCCAAAUGGACUGUAAAAGCAAAGAAAAUGAA